Callithrix jacchus (white-tufted-ear marmoset) is the source of this 663-nucleotide messenger RNA. NCBI's taxonomy places the organism in Eukaryota, Metazoa, Chordata, Mammalia, Primates, Cebidae. The record is from RefSeq and is a predicted model, not a curated record.
UUAUCAUCAAACACAAUGGCCAGCAACAUUACCAACAAGACAGAUCCUCACUCCAUGAACUCCCGAGUGUUCAUUGGAAAUCUCAACACUCUCGUGGUCAAGAAAUCUGAUGUGGAGGCAAUCUUUUCGAAGUAUGACAAAAUUGUGGGCUGCUCUGUUCAUAAGGGCUUUGCCUUCGUUCAAUAUGUUAAUGAGAGAAAUGUCCGGGCUGCUGUAGCAGGAAAGGAUGGCAGAAUGAUUGCUAGCCAGGUUUUAGAUAUUAACCUGGCUGCAGAGCCAAAAGUGAACCGAGGAAAAGCAGGUGUGAAACGAUCUGCAGCGGAGAUGUACGGCUCCUCUUUUGACUUGGACUAUGACUUUCAACGGGAUACAAGGUCAGAAGUCGAGGCAGCAAUUAAGAGCCAACCACACAAAAAAAGCCCAGGUCCAGAUGGGUUCACAGCCGAAUUCUACCAGACACACAAAGAGGAGCUGGUACCAUUCCUUCUAAAACUAUUCCAAAUAAUCCAAAAAGAGGGAAUACUUCCCCAAUCAUUUUAUGAGACCAACAUCAUCCUGAUACCAAAACCCAGCAGAGAUCCAACAAGAAAAGAAAACUUGUGUUCUCCCAUUGUCCAGGCUAAGGGACUCUCCAUCUUUGAAACAGAUGCAGAUUUAAAAUAA